Messenger RNA from Cydia splendana, 7433 nucleotides. Its product is annotated as fatty acid synthase-like. The coding region runs from base 1 to 6261 and encodes 2086 amino acids. Lineage: Eukaryota; Metazoa; Arthropoda; Insecta; Lepidoptera; Tortricidae. Gene Ontology annotation, molecular function: oxidoreductase activity; fatty acid synthase activity; 3-oxoacyl-[acyl-carrier-protein] synthase activity. The record is from RefSeq and is a predicted model, not a curated record. The transcript has 19 exons. Gene Ontology annotation, biological process: fatty acid biosynthetic process.
AUGAACAGCUGCGGUGUUGGCACCGUGUCAGAAGUGGUGCUGACAGGUCUGUCGGGCAGGCUGCCCGAGAGCGGGGACAUCGAAGAGUUCGCGCGGCAACUGUUCGCCGGCGUCGAUUUCGUAACCGAUGACGACCGCCGCUGGACGCCGGAUACGUUUGGGUUGCCGAAGCGAAGUGGUAAGCUAAAGGACCUGACGCACUUUGAUGCGGAGUUCUUUGGCGUAUCGGACAAACUAGCAGACGUCAUGGACCCGCAGCUACGGCUCCUGCUCGAGGUGACACAUGAGGUCUUUGUGGAUGCCGGGCUCAGCCCCGCCGAGCUCCGUGGCUCACGCACCGGUGUGUACACUGGUAUCAGCCGCUCGGAAAAUUUUAACUUAUGGUGCAAUGACUACGACAAGAUCAAUGGCUAUGCUAUGAUUGGCGGCGCCAACGCCAUGCUCUCCAACCGAGUGUCCUACACUUUCGACCUAAAAGGACCGUCGGUCUCUAUUGACACAGGAUGUUCGAGUUCAAUGUAUGCACUGACGCAGGCUCUGAAUGAUAUCCGCGCGGGUCGCUGUGAGACUGCCGUAGUCGCCGGUAUAAACAUCUGUCUCGACCCAGCCUCAUCCCUUAAUUACCAUCGGCUGACCAUGCUCUCGCCUGUGGGUCGGUGCGCUGCGUUCGAUGAAAGCGCGAGCGGCUUCGUGCGCUCUGAGGCGGUGGUGGCCGUGCUGCUGCAGCGCAGGCACAACGCUCGCCGCCUUUACUGUACAGUGCGCGGCGCGAGCGUCAACAACGACGGCUACAAGCCGCAAGGCAUUACGUAUCCUUCAGGCGCCAUGCAGCGCCACAUCGCGCAAGAAACCUUAAAAGAGGCUGGCUUGCGCCCGCAAGACGUUGUCUAUGUGGAAGCGCACGGCACCGGCACCAAGGCCGGCGAUCUGGAGGAGGUGAAUGCGAUCGCAGAGCUGUUUUGCAACGGUCGGAAUACGCCUCUGCUGCUGGGGUCGGUCAAGUCUAAUAUAGGCCACACGGAGCCAGCUGCCGGCCUCUCCUCGAUCGCUAAGAUAUUGUUGGCUAUGGAGCGCGGUGUCAUUCCCGGCAACCUUCACUUUAAGAACCCCAAUACCAAUAUCCCCGCACUCAGAGAUGGCCGUAUUAAGGUGGUAAAUCAGAAUACAGCGUGGCAAGGCGGGUUAGUAGCAGUGAAUUCAUUUGGCUUCGGCGGUACCAACGCGCACGUAAUCCUCGAAGGCGGGCGCGGUACGCGGCCUCCGCCAGCAGAAUACUCAGCGCCGCGUCUCGUGCUCUCCUCGGGCCGCACCACCGAGGCCGUAGAACGCCUACUCAAACUCGCGGCUGAUCAUCCGCGUGACGCCGAGCUGCACGCACUAAUAGAUGCUGUGCACUCGCACGCUAUUCCCGGACACCCUUACCGCGGGUAUGCCGUGCUGGAUCCAGUUCCCGGCUCAGCGCCCAAGAAGGAGGUGUUCAGAAACCAGGGAGAACCGCGCCCGGUGUGGUUUGUAUUCAGCGGAAUGGGUUCGCAAUGGGCCGGCAUGGCACGUGAGCUAAUACGUUUGCCAACGUUCGCGGCGAGCAUUGCGCGCUCGGCAGCGGCGCUCGAGCCUUACGGUGUGGACCUCCAACACGUGAUCGCGGAGGCUCCGAACGCCGCCUUCGACAACGUCAUCAACACUUUUGUGGCCAUCGCGGCGGUGCAGGUGGCCCUGGUAGACGUCUUGCGUGAACUAGAUGUGCACCCCGAAGGCAUCAUCGGACACUCCGUUGGAGAACUCGGCUGUGCGUACGCGGACGAGACGCUGACAGCGGAGCAGACUGUGCUGUGUGCUUACUGGUACGGGCGUAGCACGCUUGAUUCUGCGCUGGCACCGGGCGCCAUGGCGGCUGUCGGGCUCUCCUGGGAGGAAGCCGAGCGCCGCUGUCCCCCUGACGUCCAGCUUGCUGCACACAAUGGUCCCAACAGUGUCACGAUCUCGGGCCCGUUAGAGUCGAUAGAGCGGUUCGAAAAGCAGCUUUCGGCAGACGAUGUGUUCGUGCGGAGGAUGGUCAAAACCUCGGGCGUAGCGUUCCACAGCAAGCAUGUUGAGGGCGUAGUGCCGCUGCUGCGCGCGCGCCUCCAUGAGGUCAUUCCCAAUCCUAAGCCACGUAGCGCACGCUGGCUCUGCUCUUUUAUACCGCAAGAUCAGUGGGGUUCAGAUCUAGCACAGCUGAGCGGUGCAGCAUACCACGUGAAUAAUAUGGUAUCGCCGGUGCGCUUCGCUGAUGUGCUGGCACUAGUGCCGCCACGUGCCCUAUUGGUGGAGGUGGCGCCGCACGGGCUACUGCAAGAGGUGCUGAAGAGCGCACUACCGAACGCAGCUCACGUGCCUCUCAUCCGCCGCCAAGCCCCCAACGCGCUUGUGCACCUGCUCGCCGCCUUGGGAAAAAUCUACGCAUCCGGCGCGCAACCCCGAGUAUCGCGUCUGUAUCCGUGUGUGUCGUGGCCCGUGUCCCGCGGCACGCCGGGGCUGGCGUCGCACGUCGGCUGGGACCACUCGGUCGAGUGGAGCGUGGCUGACUACAAGACGGCCGCUCGCGCCGGCGAGAACAUCAUCGAGUACGACCUCAACAAACCUGGUGAAGCUUACAUCGCCGGACACAAUAUUGAAGGCAGGAUUCUUUUUCCCGCCACUGGAUACAUCACACUGGCGUGGCGCACGGUGGCGAAGUUACACAAUUUAGACAUGGAGCAAGCGCCUGUGGUACUGGAAAAUGUGAAUUUUCGGCGCGCCACCAUUAUGUCGCACGAAACACCAUCGCGAUUCCUUGUUUCGUUGCUAGAUGGCACAGGCGAGUUCCAGAUAAGUGAAGGUGGCGAAGUGGUGGUCACAGGCACGGCGCGCCUUUCCACUGCUGCUGACACCGAGCGCUUGCCCGCCGCCGCGCUAGCCGAGGCCGAAGACGAGCUGGAGGACCUACCUGUACUCGACUCGGAAGACAUAUAUAAAGAAUUGCGCCUCCGCGGCUACAAUUAUAAGGGUGUAUUUCGUGGGAUGAAAUCAGCGGACGUACGCGGCUGUCGCGGUCUGCUACAAUGGGAGGGCAAUUGGAUUUCGUUCAUGGACACAGCGCUACAAUUGAAUCUUAUCGGCUCGAACACGCACGGCUUGACUAUGCCUAAGCGCAUGCAGCGUGUAGUCAUUGAUCCCGCUGCACAGCGUGUAGCAUUGACGGCGGCCGGGGCCGGCGAGGGCGCUUUACCUGUUCAACACUAUCGUACCAUAAAUGUCAUUGUCUCUGGUGGCGUAGAAAUCCGGGGUUUAGUUAAUUCAAUUGCGCCGCGUCGUACUUUAAUUCCAGUAACGCCCAAGCUUGAAAAAUAUGUGUUUCUCUCCUUGGACGGCGAGUCAUUCGAUAAACAGAAAAAUGCGAUUACCGCUGCUCUGCAGUUAGUCAUUGAGAAUUGUGGAGUGUUGCAGCUCAAACUAUCCGAAGUAGCGCUGCAGCGCCCCAUAAGCGCACUAUUAUUACCGCUUGCUAUGCAAGUUCUGGAGGUUGAGCCCAAGUUGCGCGUAAGCGCCACGCUCGUGGCCGGCGAUGACGCCGCGCAGUACGUUGCCGCUAUGGAUAUGCUGCGAGUUAAGGUGUCGAAUGCGGAUGUGGCAAAAGGCGGUCUGGAGGAAGGGUGCCACUUAAUACUGGGUGCCGAUGUGUUGGCACGACACGAUAGUGUGCUACGUGCCCUGGCCGCGGCGAGCAGUGCAGGCUUCUUGUUGCUGGAAGAACCCGCGCGCACGCUCGACUACCCCGCACAGCAAGCGCUGCUCGCAGCCAACAACCUCACGCUGGUGUCUCGUGUGCGCACCGGGUCCCGUGAGUACUUGCUGCUGCGACGCAGCGCGGUUGUGCCGGCGACAAGAGUGGUGAUUGAAGCUCGUGACGACGACUACGCCUGGAUGGAGCGGCUUAAGGUCGCCCUUAAACACGCUGAGACCGAGAAUAUACGCGUGUACGUGUGGUCGCGGGCUCGCAUUUCUGGUGUGAUGGGUCUAGGCACUUGUUUGAGGUGCGAGCCCGGCGGCGACCGCCUUCGCAUCUACUACUUGCCCGGAGCGCAGGACGCAUUCGACCCUGAAGCGUCGGCUUAUAGAAAACCGAUGUUGCGCGACCUGGCCUUCAACGUACUGCACAAGGGUGUCUGGGGCACUUUCCGCCACCUGUCGCUUGAUGAUUCUGCCGCCGGCGCCCUAAAGCAGGUGGAGCACGCGUACGUGGACACGCUGACGCGCGGUAACUUGUCGUCGCUGCGUUGGAUAGAAAGUGGCCUGGGACUAGAGACUGCCGCGCCGGCGCCGCGGCGUCCACACACCGCGCUGUGCCGCGUUUAUUACUCCUCAUUAAACUUUAAAGACGUUUUGCUAACCACUGGCAAGUUGACAUCCGUAUCAUACAAAGGGAAUUUUGCUGAAAAGGAAACUAAUAGAGUCGGCAUCGAGUUUAGUGGCCGCUCUUCCAUUGGCAAGCGCGUAAUGGGUAUAGUUGAACGCGGUCUUGCGACCACGGUAAUGGCCGACACAAGUUUUAUUUGGGAAGUGCCUACGCAGUGGUCGCUAGAGGAGGCGGCAACCGUGCCUGUGGCGUACGCAACAGCGUACUACGCGCUUGUAGUGCGUGGGCGAAUGCGGCGCGGUGAGACCGUGCUGGUGCAUGCGGGCGCGGGCGGCGUGGGUUUGGCGGCCAUCACCAUUGCGCUCCACGCUGGGUGCACAAUCUUCACCACUGUGGGGUCGCCAGACAAGCGGGCCUUCCUACGCAAACGCUUUCCGCAACUACGUGACGCCGACAUCGGCAACUCGCGUGACUGCUUGUUCGAACAACUGGUGAUGUGUCGAACAAGCGGUAGGGGCGUCGACCUUGUGCUUAACUCGCUUACGGGUGAUAAGCUGCAGGCGUCGCUGCGCUGCCUCGGGAAGGGCGGACGCUUUCUCGAAAUUGGCAAGGUGGACUUGAACGCCAACACGGGGCUCGGUAUGGCUAUGCUACUGAGCAACACCACGGUACACGGCAUUUUUCUAGACACUUUGUUCGCUGAACAUGAUGACCAGUAUGAGAGGGCGGAGGUGGUGCGCUGUGUGACCGAGGGAAUCGCUGCUGGUGUUGUGUGCCCGCUACCCGCCACCGUCUACGCCCACAACCAGAUAGAGCAAGCAUUCCGGUUCAUGGCUACGGGCAAGCAUAUUGGCAAGGUGUUGAUCCGCCUGCGUCAAGAAGAAGCGAACGGUAGGCCAGCACCGACGCGGCUGUUGCCCGCUAUGCCGCGCACUUAUUUCCACCCCGGAAAGAGCUAUGUGCUCGUAGGUGGGCUGGGCGGCUUUGGCCUCGAGCUGGCCGAUUGGUUGGUGCGCCGCGGUGCGCGCUCACUGGUACUCAACUCGCGCCGCGGCGUGCGUACUGGCUACCAGCUUAUGUGCAUCCGCAGAUGGCGCUCGGCGGGCGCGCGCGUUAUUGUGUCGACGGAUGACGCGACGACGGCUGCGGGUGCGCACGCGCUGCUCGAGUCGGCGUCUCCCGUCGGCGGAAUCUUCAACCUCGCUGUCGUGCUGCAAGACGGAUACCUUCAGAAACAGACGCCGGAUAUGUUCCGCGCCGUUGCAAAGCCUAAGAUUGACGCUUUACGCGCGUUGGAUGACGCGUCGCGGGAGCUGGCGCCGCAGUUGGAGCAUUUCGUAACGUUUUCGUCGGUGUCUUGCGGCCGCGGUUACCCGGCCUUGAGCAACUACGGGUUUGCCAAUAGCGCCAUGGAGCGACUGUGCGAACAGCGACGAGCAGACGGUUUGCCGGCGCUGGCGGUGCAGUGGGGCGCCAUCGGCAAUGUGGGGAUCUUGGCAACACUUGAUGAAGACGAGGUGGUAUGCGGAACUGUACCGCAGCCCAUCGCGUCGUGUCUGCGGAGCCUGGAAGCUCUAAUGGCACAACCGCACGCCGUGGUUUCGUCCAUUUUGCUGCCUAGCAAACUUCCAGUGUCGAAUGAGCCCGCUCUGAAAAAAUCCGCGCAUGACCUCGUGCAGGCCGUCGCUAAUGUUCUUGGUAUCAGGGAUGUGAAAAAGGUGUCGGAGACCUCGAGCCUGGUCGAUCUCGGAAUGGACUCGCUAAUGAAUGUCGAGAUAAAGAAGACCCUGGAGCAAAGCUAUGACCUGCAUUUGAGCACAAAAGAAAUCCACGCGCUCACUUUUUCCAAGCUGCUCAGCAUGGUUGGGGAUAGAAUAGAAUAGAAAGUCACUUAUUCGAUAAAGCACAUAUACAUAAUAUACACAGGACAAAAAGAAGAAAAACAAAGAAAACGAAAAGGACAACAACAAUGCAAAGACAGCAGACAGAAAUUAUACACACAGACAGAAAAAUAAAUUACACUUGAGUCCAGCAAUAUGUGCAGUAAGGAAAAGGCUUUGACUCAGCAUAUUGUCGCAAUUUGCAAGCGAGGCAAAAUUGCAACGCUGUGUAUUCUGCCAAGGCCUGAGGGAGUGACUUAAUAUAAACUACAGAUAAUGAAAAAAAAACAAUAAAAUAAACAAUAAGUAAAGUGCAAUAAAUAAAUAGUAAAUAUUCGUAGUAAGUACAUAUAAAAAAAUUAUUGGACGUUAACUCUGUGGAUAAAAUAUUACGUUUCUUUUUGAAGUGAAAACUUCUUUAGCGGCGCUGUGCACUGUUUGUGAUGGGGAAAAAAUGUUAAACUCGCGACAGGUCACGUGACCGACAGAUUGAAAAUUUGUAAGACGGACACGUGACCUGAUCGAAAAACUAUUACAAUGUCAUUGAGUUUUCACUUCUGCCGGCACUCCCGGAGUGCAACCCGUUGUUUUUUUAAUGUGGAGUGGUGUGUGUUAAAUAAUAGUGUAUACUGUAUACACCGCUUAAAAUUUUAAUGUAAUAAUUGUAGCUAGUUUCCGAACGAACCCUGUCACUCUGUCUCCCUCCAUUUUAAUUUAUAAGACGCAAUAUAAUGUCUUUGCUAACAUAAAAUAAAUGCUAAUUCUUAAAACCUCUGAUAUAUAUUAUUUAAAAACCUCUCAUGGUAUCAGAGCGUGGUUCAUCACGAGUCAAACAAGUAAAAACCGGGCAAGUGCGAGUCGGACUCGCGCACGAAGGGUUCCGUACCAUAAUGAAAAAAAAAACGGAAAAAAUGCAAAAAAAACGGUCACCCAUCCAAGUACUGACCACGCCCGACGUUGCUUAACUUUGGUCAAAAAUCACGUUUGUUGUAUGGGAGCCCCAUUUAAAUCUUUAUUUUAUUCUGUUUUUAGUAUUUGUUGUUAUAGCGGCAACAGAAAUACAUCAUUUGUGAAAAUUUCAACUGUCUAGCUAUCACGGUUCGUGAGAUACAGCCUGGUGACAGACAGACGGACGGACGGACGGACAGCGAAGUCUUAGUAAUAGGGUCCCGUUU